AUGUCAGAUUCUAAGAUGUCGUCGCAAGAUGAAUCUAAAUUAGAAAAGGCAAUUAGUCAAGACUCUUCUUCAGAAAACCAUUCCAUUAAUGAAUACCACGGGUUUGAUGCCCAUACAAGUGAAAACAUUCAGAAUUUAGCCAGAACUUUCACUCAUGAUUCUUUCAAAGAUGACUCGUCAGCAGGUUUAUUGAAAUACUUAACCCAUAUGUCAGAAGUGCCCGGGGUCAAUCCAUAUGAACAUGAAGAAAUAAAUAAUGACCAAUUGAAUCCCGAUUCAGAAAAUUUCAAUGCCAAAUUUUGGGUUAAAAAUUUAAGAAAAUUGUUUGAAUCAGAUCCUGAAUAUUAUAAACCUUCGAAAUUGGGAAUUGGAUAUAGAAAUUUAAGAGCAUAUGGUGUUGCUAAUGAUUCUGAUUAUCAACCAACUGUUACUAACGCACUUUGGAAAUUAGCCACAGAAGGUUUCAGACAUUUCCAAAAAGAUGAUGACUCAAGAUAUUUUGAUAUUUUGAAAUCAAUGGAUGCCAUUAUGAGACCAGGUGAACUUACUGUUGUUUUGGGGAGACCCGGUGCUGGUUGUUCCACAUUGUUAAAGACCAUUGCUGUUAACACUUAUGGUUUCCACAUUGGUAAAGAAUCCCAAAUUACUUAUGAUGGGUUAUCCCCACAUGAUAUUGAACGUCAUUACCGUGGUGAUGUUAUUUAUUCUGCUGAAACCGAUGUUCAUUUCCCUCAUUUGAGUGUUGGUGAUACUUUGGAAUUUGCCGCUAGAUUAAGAACUCCACAAAACAGAGGUGAAGGUAUCGACAGAGAAACUUAUGCUAAACACAUGGCUAGUGUUUAUAUGGCAACCUAUGGGUUAUCACACACAAGAAAUACUAAUGUUGGUAACGAUUUCGUCCGUGGUGUUUCCGGUGGUGAAAGGAAAAGAGUGUCAAUUGCUGAAGCUUCUUUGAGUGGUGCUAAUAUCCAAUGUUGGGAUAAUGCCACUAGAGGGUUAGAUUCUGCUACUGCUUUGGAAUUCAUUAGAGCUUUGAAAACUUCAGCAGUCAUUUUAGAUACCACCCCUUUAAUUGCUAUUUAUCAAUGUUCUCAAGAUGCCUAUGAUUUAUUUGAUAAAGUUGUUGUCUUGUAUGAAGGUUAUCAAAUUUUCUUUGGUAAAGCCACCAAGGCUAAAGAAUAUUUUGAAAAGAUGGGUUGGAAAUGUCCUCAAAGACAAACUACUGCUGAUUUCUUGACUUCCUUAACCAAUCCAGCUGAAAGAGAACCAUUACCAGGUUAUGAAGAUAAAGUGCCAAGAACUGCUCAAGAAUUUGAAACAUAUUGGAAAAAUUCUCCCGAAUAUGCUGAAUUAACUAAGGAAAUUGAUGAAUAUUUUGUUGAAUGUGAACGAUCCAACACCAGGGAAACUUAUCGUGAAUCUCAUGUUGCCAAACAAUCCAACAAUACAAGACCAGCAUCUCCAUAUACUGUAUCAUUCUUCAUGCAAGUGAGGUAUGGUGUUGCGAGAAAUUUCCUUCGUAUGAAAGGUGAUCCGUCGAUUCCUAUAUUUUCCGUUUUCGGUCAACUUGUAAUGGGUCUCAUAUUGUCGUCGGUGUUCUAUAAUCUUAGUCAAACCACUGGAUCGUUUUAUUAUAGAGGUGCUGCCAUGUUCUUUGCUGUUUUGUUUAAUGCCUUUUCAUCACUUUUGGAAAUCAUGUCACUUUUCGAAGCCAGACCAAUUGUCGAGAAACAUAAAAAAUAUGCCCUUUAUCGUCCUUCAGCUGAUGCCUUGGCCAGUAUUAUUAGUGAAUUACCUGUCAAAUUAGCCAUGUCAAUGUCAUUUAAUUUUGUGUUUUAUUUUAUGGUUAAUUUUAGAAGAAAUCCAGGUAGAUUCUUUUUCUAUUGGUUAAUGUGUAUUUGGUGUACAUUUGUUAUGUCCCAUUUGUUUAGAUCCAUUGGUGCUGUUUCAACAUCUAUUUCUGGUGCCAUGACUCCUGCUACCGUGUUGUUAUUGGCUAUGGUUAUUUAUACUGGGUUCGUUAUCCCAACUCCAAGUAUGUUGGGUUGGUCUCGAUGGAUUAAUUAUAUUAACCCUGUUGGUUAUGUGUUUGAAUCCCUUAUGGUUAAUGAAUUCCACGGUCGUGAAUUCCAAUGUGCUCAAUAUGUUCCAAGUGGUCCAGGUUAUGAAAAUAUAUCACGUUCAAAUCAAGUGUGUACUGCAGUGGGGUCUGUUCCAGGUAAUGAAAUGGUUAGUGGUACCAAUUAUUUGGCUGGUGCUUAUCAAUAUUACAAUUCUCAUAAAUGGAGAAACUUGGGUAUUACCAUUGGAUUUGCCGUAUUCUUUUUGGCCAUUUAUAUUGCUUUAACUGAAUUCAAUAAAGGUGCUAUGCAAAAGGGGGAAAUUGUUUUGUUCCUCAAAGGGUCAUUGAAAAAACAUAAAAGAAAAACUGCUGCUUCCAACAAAGGUGAUAUUGAAGCUGGUCCUGUUGCUGGCAAACUUGAUUAUCAAGAUGAAGCUGAAGCUGUUAAUAAUGAAAAAUUCACUGAAAAGGGUAGUACUGGAAGUGUUGAUUUCCCAGAAAACCGUGAAAUAUUUUUCUGGAGAGAUUUGACUUAUCAAGUUAAAAUCAAAAAAGAAGAUCGUGUUAUUUUAGAUCAUGUUGAUGGAUGGGUCAAACCAGGUCAAAUUACUGCAUUGAUGGGAGCAUCUGGUGCUGGUAAGACCACAUUAUUGAAUUGUUUAUCUGAAAGAGUCACUACUGGUAUUAUUACUGAUGGUGAAAGAUUGGUUAAUGGCCAUGCCUUAGAUUCUUCAUUCCAAAGAUCAAUUGGUUAUGUCCAACAACAAGACGUUCAUUUGGAAACCACUACUGUUAGAGAAGCAUUACAAUUUUCUGCUUAUUUGAGACAAUCCAACAAGAUUUCUAAAAAGGAGAAAGAUGAUUAUGUCGAUUAUGUUAUUGAUUUAUUGGAAAUGACUGAUUAUGCUGAUGCCCUAGUUGGUGUCGCUGGUGAAGGUUUGAAUGUUGAACAAAGAAAAAGAUUGACCAUUGGGGUUGAAUUAGUUGCCAAACCUAAAUUGUUGUUAUUCUUAGAUGAACCAACUUCAGGGUUAGAUUCUCAAACUGCCUGGUCGAUUUGUAAAUUGAUGAGAAAGUUAGCUGAUCAUGGUCAAGCCAUUUUGUGUACUAUCCAUCAACCAUCAGCACUUAUUAUGGCUGAGUUUGAUAGACUUUUAUUUUUACAAAAAGGUGGAAGAACGGCUUAUUUUGGUGAAUUAGGUGAGAACUGUCAAACCAUGAUCAAUUAUUUUGAAAAAUAUGGUGCUGAUCCAUGUCCUAAGGAAGCAAAUCCAGCAGAAUGGAUGUUACAAGUUGUUGGUGCUGCACCAGGUUCACAUGCCAAACAAGAUUAUUUUGAAGUUUGGAGAAAUUCUAGUGAAUAUCAAGCUGUUAGAGAAGAAAUUAAUAGAAUGGAAGCUGAAUUAUCUAAAUUACCAAGAGAUAAUGAUCCAGAAGCGCUUUUGAAAUAUGCUGCACCACUUUGGAAACAAUACUUAUUGGUCAGUUGGAGAACUAUUGUUCAAGAUUGGAGAUCACCAGGAUAUAUUUAUUCUAAAAUCUUUUUGGUUGUUUCAGCAGCUUUAUUUAAUGGAUUUUCAUUUUUCAAAGCUAAAAAUAACAUGCAAGGUUUACAAAAUCAAAUGUUUUCGGUGUUUAUGUUUUUCAUUCCAUUCAAUACUUUGGUGCAACAAAUGUUACCAUACUUUGUGAAGCAACGUGAUGUUUAUGAAGUGAGAGAAGCUCCAUCAAGAACAUUCAGUUGGUUUGCAUUUAUUGCCGGUCAAAUUACAUCAGAAAUUCCUUAUCAAGUUGCCGUUGGUACCAUAGCAUUUUUCUGUUGGUAUUAUCCAUUAGGAUUGUAUAAUAAUGCUACACCAACUGAUUCUGUCAAUCCUCGAGGUGUUUUAAUGUGGAUGCUUGUUACUGCAUUUUAUGUUUACACAGCAACCAUGGGUCAAUUAUGUAUGUCUUUCAGUGAAUUAGCUGAUAAUGCUGCCAAUUUGGCUACAUUGUUAUUUACUAUGUGUUUGAAUUUCUGUGGUGUUUUAGCUGGUCCUGAUGUAUUACCAGGAUUUUGGAUUUUCAUGUACAGAUGUAAUCCAUUCACUUAUUUGGUUCAAGCUAUGCUUUCUACUGGAUUAGCUAACACUUUUGUUAAAUGUGCUGAACGUGAAUAUGUUUCAGUUAAACCACCAAAUGGUGAAUCUUGUUCUACUUAUUUGGAUCCAUACAUUAAAUUUGCUGGUGGGUAUUUUGAAACUAGAAAUGAUGGAUCUUGUGCAUUCUGUCAAAUGAGUUCCACCAAUACUUUCUUGAAAUCAGUUAAUUCAUUAUACAGUGAAAGAUGGAGAAAUUUCGGUAUUUUCAUUGCUUUCAUUGCUAUUAAUAUCAUUCUUACGGUGAUCUUUUAUUGGUUAGCUAGAGUUCCAAAGGGUAACAGAGAGAAAAAAAAUAAGAAAUAA
This is a messenger RNA of Candida albicans SC5314, 4506 nucleotides long. It is a transcript of the gene CDR1, whose product is annotated as ATP-binding cassette multidrug transporter. Gene Ontology annotation, molecular function: ATP binding; ATP hydrolysis activity; ABC-type transporter activity. Gene Ontology annotation, cellular component: membrane. The record is from RefSeq and is a predicted model, not a curated record. Lineage: Eukaryota; Fungi; Ascomycota; Pichiomycetes; Serinales; Debaryomycetaceae. The coding region runs from base 1 to 4506 and encodes 1501 amino acids. Gene Ontology annotation, biological process: xenobiotic detoxification by transmembrane export across the plasma membrane. The transcript has a single exon.